UUUGUAUAACCUGACGUGUGGACUGUGGGAUGAGAUCAUGUAAUCAUACAAGCACUCUCACACUACCUAUAGAAAGCGAGAUUAGUGUCCUAAUUCCCGGAGGAUAAAGUUAUAUACAUUCACCUAAUUUUUUAUUAUAUGAUAUGCACAUAAAGAAGAAGAAGAAGAAGAAAAAACUGUUUGUUUUAAAGAAGAAAGUCAUAAUUCCGCUUUAAUUCUGCAUGAAUUCAUGUGUGUUUUUAACUCUCACUCCAUGGCACAAUCUUUCAUAUUUGAAAGGCAGAGAGAGAGAGAGAGAGCAUAUGCAGCCGACAGUAAGGAACAUUUUUGGUAGAAACACAAAAACAUAUUUGCAAUAACACAAAAAAAGGUUUGCAACUUUAUUUGGGGGGAAGAGAGAUCUAAAUCUAAUGGGUGUUGUUACUGUUCCUGAGUCUAAGCAAAGUGUUGCUGCUAAAAGAGCGUUUCGUCCAAGUUCCAGCAUCAGACACACUCCUCAAUGGCCUGUCUCGGACGUUACGAGUGACUUAACCAUCGAAGUCGGCUCUGCCAGCUUUUCCCUUCACAAGGUAAAGAAAUUCAAGCUAGCUAAUAAGCUCGUGAACUCGAAACUGCUUUACACAAACUCGUUGUCUCUUGUUUUUUUUUGUUUUCAGUUUCCCCUCGUCUCUCGGAGUGGAAGAAUCCGGAAACUUGUUCUGGAAUCAAAAGACAAGAACCUUAACCUAGCCGUAGUUCCAGGCGGCUCAGAAUCGUUCGAGCUCGCUGCAAAGUUCUGCUACGGCGUCGGCGUCCAAUUCAACUCGGCCAACAUUGCGGCUUUGCGGUGCGUGGCUCAUUACCUUGAGAUGACAGAAGAGUUGUCGGAGAAGAACCUGGAGGCGAGAACAGAGGCCUACCUCAAAGACUCCAUCUUUAAUGACAUUUCGAAUUCGAUCACUGUUCUUCACUCCAGCGAGAGGCUACUGCCUGUAGCUGAAGAGAUCAACCUCGUCGGGAGGCUGGUCAACGCAAUCGCUGUAAACGCCUGCAAAGAACAGCUAGCCUCUGGUUUGCUCAAGCUUGAUCAGAAUUUCAGCUGCGGCGUGCCGGAGACUGAGAAACCUUGUGACUGGUGGGGGCGCUCUCUUCCCAUCCUCAAGCUCGAUUUCUUCCAGAGAGUUCUCUCCGCCAUGAAAUCCAAAGGUCUCAAUCACGACAUUAUCAGUGACAUCCUCAUGAGCUACGCUCGCAAGUCACUGCAAAUCAUCAGAGAACCGAGUCUCGUCAAAUCAGAUUCCGAUCUGCAGAGGAAACAGCGAAUCGUCCUUGAAGCGGUCGUGGGGCUCCUCCCAACGCAAGCGAACAAAAGCUCAAUUCCGAUAUCGUUCCUCUCUAGCUUGUUGAAGACCGCUAUAGGAUCUGGAACCUCCGUCUCUUGCAGAUCGGAUCUGGAGAGACGGAUCAGCCACCAGCUCGACCAGGCGAUCCUGGAAGACAUCCUUAUUCCGGCGAACAUGGGCGCCAUGUACGACACCGACUCGGUGCAGAGAAUCUUCUCCAUGUUCCUGAACCUUGACGAGUGCGACUACAGAGAUGAUGACGACGACGAGGACGCUGGAGAUGCGGUGGACGAGAGCGAGAUGGCGAUUUACGAUUUCGAGGGGGCUGAGUCUCCGAAACAGAGCUCCAUCUUCAAGGUGUCGAAGCUGAUGGAUAGUUAUCUCGCUGAGGUGGCUCUCGACUCGAGCCUCCCUCCCUCCAAAUUCAUAGCUCUCGCAGAGCUUCUCCCUGACCAUGCUCGCGUCCUCUGCGAUGGUCUCUACCGAGCCGUUGAUAUCUUCCUCAAGGUUCAUCCCCACAUGAAAGAUUCAGAACGUUACCGUCUCUGCAAGACAGUCAGCUGUAAGAAACUGUCGCAGGACGCAAGCAGCCAUGCGGCGCAAAAUGAGAGGCUUCCGGUUCAGAUUGCUGUUCAAGUCCUGUUCUACGAACAGACACGGCUCAAGAACGCCAUGACCAGCGGCGGUGGCACGAGCCAAAGCCAGUUCUUCUUGUUCACAAACCGCUCGGGAAGCGGGAUGGCAAGCGGAGCGAUCUCGCCGCGGGACAACUAUGCGUCAGUGAGAAGAGAGAACAGAGAGCUGAGACUGGAAGUGGCCAGGAUGAGGAUGAGGCUAACGGACCUCGAGAAGGAUCAUGUUUCGAUGAAGAAAGACUUCGUGAAGCCGCAGAGCAGGAGGAGGCGUUAUGGAAUGUUGAGGAAGCUCUCAAGAGGUCUGAACAAGUUGAACGCAAUCGUUUUGAGAUUUAGGAGCAGCCAAAGUACUCCCAAGAACGGUAAGCAUACGGAGGAGAAAACGAAUUCGGAAAGACGAUUCAUGUUUCAGAAGAGAAGAUGUCACUCUGUUUCUUGAGUUUCUUCUUCUUCUUCGAGUCUUUCUAAUGCUUUUGUGCAUGUAAUCUUUUUAAAAAAGAAAAAAAAAAUGGAGAGUGAAUUUGGGUGUGUAGAUUUGUAA
Arabidopsis lyrata subsp. lyrata is the source of this 2498-nucleotide messenger RNA. Its product is annotated as BTB/POZ domain-containing protein SETH6. Gene Ontology annotation, molecular function: protein binding. The transcript is spliced from 3 exons. Lineage: Eukaryota; Viridiplantae; Streptophyta; Magnoliopsida; Brassicales; Brassicaceae. The coding region runs from base 411 to 2396 and encodes 661 amino acids. The record is from RefSeq and is a predicted model, not a curated record.